Messenger RNA from Rosa rugosa (rugosa rose), 387 nucleotides. RefSeq lists its product as uncharacterized. Lineage: Eukaryota; Viridiplantae; Streptophyta; Magnoliopsida; Rosales; Rosaceae. The record is from RefSeq and is a predicted model, not a curated record. Gene Ontology annotation, molecular function: nucleic acid binding; RNA-DNA hybrid ribonuclease activity. The transcript has a single exon. The coding region runs from base 1 to 387 and encodes 128 amino acids.
AUGAAGCGAUGGCAAGUUGCUGCAUGUCCUAAACUCAAUGUUGAUGGAGCAUUUAUUUCGCAAGAAUCAAAUGGUGGAACUGGGGGAAUUCUAAGAAGCUCCGGUGGUGCAUUUCAAGCUGCCUUCGCAAAGCCAGUUUUUCAUGUAAACUCGGCAAAACAGGUGAAAUUGUUGGCAAUCAAGGAAGGACUGCAGUUCAUCAAUAAUCUGCAAAUACAGAAUGUUAUUAUUGAAACUGAUUGUUUAGUAGCAGUCCAAGAGAUUGCAAGUACAGCUGUGAAUCUCUCAGUUACGAGUAGCCUUGUGAUUGAUAUUCAAAAAGAGUUGGGAUCCAUGCCGGGUGUACUGAUCACUUUUGCACCCAGGUCUUCUAAGGGUGGCACAUAA